This is a messenger RNA of Bipolaris maydis ATCC 48331, 1404 nucleotides long. Lineage: Eukaryota; Fungi; Ascomycota; Dothideomycetes; Pleosporales; Pleosporaceae. The record is from RefSeq and is a predicted model, not a curated record.
AUGGUGAACAAGAUCACGUAUUCACGGCGGCAACCCGAUAAGCGGCGCCUUUCCUUCGAUUUUGAUCAAGUUCGUGAGAAUGACGACGGCCGCAAGCGGACCAAGACGGCUCACGGAUCAGAUGAAGUUCAGUUUGUGACGUCGGCUUCAAAACCACAGGCUAAGAAGCCGCUUGUGUCGAAGAAAAGCGCAUUUGGUGGACCCGUCUCCAUACCAGAUGAUGCCGAUUUGGAAACUUCACCUAGAAGCGUCAACAGACUUUCGGUUUUCGACAAAGUCCUGAGUAAUGGAAGGCAUCAACCUGAAAAGACAGAUGAGAAUAGUCUCUGGACCACUAAGCAACAGUUUUCAGAGAUGAUGAAGAUCGGACAGAGGUCCAGAGAGCACAACGACCAGAAGAACAAACGCUAUCUGCCUACGCCACCAGCCGAGGUUCAGAGAAAAGGGCACGAUGAAGUGCAGGAGGACGAGAGUUUUGUACGGCUGAAUGGAUAUGUUGAAAAAGACAGGUUGAACACGCCUGAGACAUCACCUACUCCUUCAACGCGAACCUUUCAGCUGUCUGGACAAGCCCGCAGGAAUGCGCCAAGAGAGCCUUAUCAACCGAGGGCCUACAAAGCCUUACUAACUCCCGCACCACGUGAGAAGAUCAGCGGGUCACUACUAUCAAGAGAGUCUCGUGAAACCCAGUUAUGGUCGACGAACCAAGUCAGCUCACCGUUCUUGCAGCUCCCGCAAAAUGUCCGGGAUAUCAUCUACAGAUAUACACUAGGCGGCAAAACAGUCAACAUCAACUAUGAGACCUACCGGAUAACCUUCGACCCCACGAGGCCUCAGGUGGCGAAGAAAGUUACGCCUGUCUUCAAGUAUCAUUGCACAGUCAUUGAUGGCAAGAUGAAUCCUUUCCAGGCGGCCGCCAAGCCGUAUAUCAAGAUACGCAAGAGCUUCACUCUACUCAACAGCGUAUGUCGGCAGUUGUAUGUGGAGACUGCGACUCUGCCAUAUAAACUCAACAUGAUGUGCUUUAGCUCACAUAACAUCAUGGUCAACUUCCUGCUCAUGGAGAAGCGACUGUCUCGUGAGCAGCUCGAUGCUUUCACGCAGCUGCUCCUUCGCAACGAGCUGCCUGGUCCGAACCUGCUGGCUUGUCUGCGAAGUCUCGAGAAAGUUUACCUUGUAUCUGACCAGAGCGGGAAGUCUUCGGGCUGGUAUCAUGUUGAGCGCGAGGAAAGAAAGGAGCCAAAUCUAGUCCAGGCUCCGAAGGGGCGUACAUAAUGGGUGGGUUGGGUGGUAUGUAAUAGGUAGUGCAGGGGAUUUCCUUUAUUUGGUCGGAUUCCGACCAACACGGCCGUAAGAAGCACAUUUUCGCCGGUCUUGUUGUAGACGGACUGGAGAUGCAAUAUG